Molecule: messenger RNA, 4093 nt
Organism: Seriola dumerili (greater amberjack)
Lineage: Eukaryota; Metazoa; Chordata; Actinopteri; Carangiformes; Carangidae
Exons: 4
Coding region: 277-1557 (426 amino acids)
Source: RefSeq, a predicted model, not a curated record
UGACAUAGACAGUCUCAAAAGCUGAGAGGUCAGUAAUCCGAGCUAAACGUAAUGAACACUGAACAACUUAAAUGAGGAUGCUGCACAGAGGAAACACGUAUUAGCCAGGUGCAGGGAGCACAGGAGGGGGGAGGCGAGGGGAAGGAGGGAGGCUCAUUACCCCCCUCCCCCCUCCCUCACCGAGAGGGCGGAGCAAAGGGGGGAGAUGAAGAAAGCGGAUGAAACAUUUGAAGCUCAUAUUGACAUGCUGCAGUGAAGGCUCCUGCGAGCACAGACAUGGAUGGUGUGUUGGAGGGAGCGGCAGUGUUGUGUGUAUUUAAACUGGUCUGCAGCGUUCUCUUCCUGCCCUCACUGACGGCCUCCUAUAGUCCUGUCAGCUUCUGCUGCUGCUGCCUUUUGAUCUUCACCGACUUCCUGGUCACAGUUUUCCUAAGUUUCCUUUGUAUCUUUGAGUCAUGGCUGACUGAACUGACCAUACUCGGUGAUGUCAUUGCCCUGCGCUUCCUGCUGUUUCUCAGCCACACAUAUGGUGCAGUCUUGCUCCUGAUCACACCUCUGAUUGCUGUGGAGACUCUGACCAGACUGCUGUGGCCUCACUUCGUCGUCACUCACAGGGCCGUGAGCCGAACAGUGGAUUCUGUUGGAGAGCGUUGUUAUAUUGAGGAGGGAAUCGCGGACGAGGAGGAGGACAGCAACAAUCCAGACAAAGACAAAGACAAGGGGUUGUCUCACGUCGUCGGCUACCUCUGCUGCCUGUCGGUGUGGGUCGCCGUCGCCCUGAAUGUCAGGUGGCGGUGGAAGCUGGAGGAAGACUGGGCUGCGGCCUGCUUGCACACAACCAACUCCCUCAUCAAAUGUUUGCCCAACCUGUUCAGCCCCAUGCCCAGCGCGGUGAAUCCCUGCUGGGGCAUGGCCUUCCUCUCCCUUCUCCUGUUCCUCCUUACCACGAGCAGCGGCGCGCAUAGACGACACCGGGCCCCUGCACAUAUGGGGGACACACACCAAGUGAAACAUGGAGUUAACAACAACAGUUACAGUUGCUGGCAAGACCCAGUUGCAGACCACUCUGCAACCUCCAAACCUGUGAACCCUGGGAUGUCGGUGUCAGAGCCAGCACAGUGUGUUGACCCAGAGAAAACAGAGAGCAGCUGCACUGUUCACAGAGCAUAUUCCUGGAACAUUGUGCAGAUGUCGGCGGAUCACCAUGGAGACUUUGUCCUCAUCUCCCCCGGGUGUUUGUCUGCGGAGAGGGGAGGACAGGAGCACGAAAGGACAAAGAGAGGGAUACCUCUGACAUUUAUCACGGAGGAACACGUGGACUCACAAUACAGGAGCAAGCUUGGGUGGCGACAGUGGGGUUUUCCCUGCCUGGGGGUGAAUGUAAUGAUAGGGUUCGUGGGUGUGCUCUCCAUCUUUGUGCUCCCUCUGAACCUCAGUGUGAACAUUCUUCUGAUCAGGACUAUAGAGACAUUACUGGAGAUGUGUGCCAGAUCUUUAGUCGGAUCUGCAGCAAACACAAGCGACACAUCUGCCUCCCUCAAUGAAACAUUUGUAUAAAACCAAACUGGCUAGAGGCAAAAGUAGAUGCUGAUUGGAGGCGGGAUCACUAGAUUAAUAUUGCAUGUGCAGAGGCAGCAGGUCUACCUGUCAACACUGGUUUGAAUAGAGCAUAAAUAAGCAUUUCUGAGCAGCUAUUCACAUGUGAGGAAUAAUAUGUGGAAACUGCUGAAAGGUGCUGAGGAGGCAGGUUGAGGCGUGCUUUGUAGAAAGACACUAGACCUGACGGAAACAGAUGGCUCGAAGGCCUUCUUUUACUAUUCAGAGCCUUAAGAUAUGCAGCGGUUUGUCAUUACACAAUAGGUUACAGAAUGAGCCUCUCCAAUUUAAACAGGACUAAUCCAGGGGCAAACAGUGUUUUGAAGUAAUGAUCUCAUAAUGAUCAUAAACCCUGAAUAAGGCAAUAAAUAAAUACUGAGUGACAUGGAGGUGUACCACAGGUUUUUGUUUUCCCCUUUUGUAGUUUUGUCUCUGUUCUAUAAAAGGACUUUACUGCUCCUCAGAGGUGGGAAGUAACUAAAUACAUUUACACAAGAAACACAAUUUGGAGCUACUGAACUUUACUUGGGUACUUACAUUUCAUGCCACUUAACAUGUCUGCUCCACUACAUUUAUCUGACAGCUAUAGUUACUAGUUAUUCUUCAGGUUAGGAUUGCACAUAAAAAACAGGAUAUGUUUAUGAAAUACAAUAUCUCUAUUAAACCAGUGGUCCCCCCGCCUUUUUUGCUUGAGAUAAAUAAGCAGUGUCUGGGUGGGGCUCUUUGUCACAUUUAUGAGUUGUCAACAGUUUCACCAAACAGACAUUUCUCCUUCUCAGAUGGUUUCAUUAAAAUAAUUGUUUGAGGCCUAAAGGGGAUGAAUUUAUCCAAUACUUCAGAAAAAUUAGAGAAAAGUACAAACACAAACUUGUAAAGCAGAGCUAAUCAUCUCAUAAUCUCUUGUCUUUUUCAGUCUUUAGUUCAUUAGGGAGACCUGUCCAAUGGUCUGUUUGACCACUUAGCCUACCGUCUGGAAAAGAGCUGCAGAGCAUCUGGGCCUAAAUCCAUUUAUAAACAGAUUUUUAACAUUCACAACUGCAGACUUGACGUAUUGUUCAACUCAUGAUUUAUUAAAAUGUAUCAUUGCAGGUGACUGACUAACUUUUGCUAAAGGCUCAUUAGAAACUCAAGACCCUUUAUUAAUGUCAUACUGACAUGCGUAACCUGAUAGCUUAUAAGAAAGUGCAACACCUUGAGUACUUAUUAAUGGUUUACCAACAUUUAUAACUGCAUCACUACUGAAUAGAAACACACAGCCAUGUUAUAGCCAUGUAAAACACUCAUGCAAGAGUUUAACUUAACCGCUCUUACUAUCAACAUUUCACAUUUACUUAUAUUAUUUUCCUGUGUAUAUUUGUGCUACUUUAAGUUUUGCAUGCGUCUCAACAGUUACACACCUGUGGUUGUCAAUGGUAAUAAUCAGUUUAUAAAUAGAUUUUGGGCCAGAUGCUCUGCUGCUUUUUUUCCAAAAGGUGUGUGUUCAAAUAGACCACUGGAGCGGUCUCCUGAUGAACUACAGAGCUAAAAAGAUGUGUUGUACCGAAGGAGGAUUUUCCACAACUGGCAACCAAAUAUUGUUCUCAUUAAUGGGUUAGAAAUGAUACAAAAAGCUGUAGUAGAUUAUUUUUUAACCAUUAAUAAAGCCAUUUAUCACAUCUUAUAAACCCUUUAUAAAUGGGGCCUUACCCUAUUUUGUUACCUUCAGACAGAGCCAGGAUAGCUGUUUCCCACUCUUUCCAGUCUUUGUAAUAAUUCAUGAUAAACUAAGCUUGACAGCUGCUGGGUGAAGCUUUAUAUUUGCUGUACUGACACGAAUUCAGUGGUAUCAGUCUUCUCAUUUGACUCUCUGAACAAAGGGAAAUAAGCGCCUUCUUUAAAUCACAGGUUCUAUUUUAAAGGCUCCUACUGUUUCUAAUGUAAGAUGAUACAUGCAAAUUCUACCUAGAGACACUGAAAGUAACUAGACAGGCAAAGGUACCGAGGUGCAGCGUUGCCAGAUUUGACAGAGUUGCCCGGUCAGACUUGAAUGUACCCAAACAUUGUAAAAGUAGCCCAGUUUUCACUUUACAGUAGAGGGUUUUGUUUUGUUUUGUUUAAAUAUGAGUACAGUAGUAACAAGAAACAGGAAGUGUAAUGUUGCCGUGGAUUCAGAUUUUUAAGUCCAUAGUUGUUUACAAUUUCAAAAAAUAACACGCUGAAUUCACCAUUAGCAGUUCCUGUUUGCUAUGAACGGUUGGAUACAGUGAAAACAAGCAUCAAUAAAUGACAGAAAACUUUGCUUUGUUUCUCAGACAGGUUCUGGAGUUAUAAGAAGUGUCUUUUUUCAAUGAUUUCUAGGCCUGUUUAUGAACGUUUAUCUGUGAUGGAUAUCGGAGCUAACAACAUCCCUGCACUGUUUACGUCAGACUGAAUCAAAAAAUAUGUGCAUCGUGUGUGUGUGUGUUCAGAUUUGACAAAUGUAUGUCUAAUUUUGGACACAAAUUACAGCAAGUGGGCA